Conger conger (European conger) is the source of this 2644-nucleotide messenger RNA. Its product is annotated as regulator of microtubule dynamics protein 2. Gene Ontology annotation, cellular component: spindle microtubule; mitotic spindle pole; cytoplasm. NCBI's taxonomy places the organism in Eukaryota, Metazoa, Chordata, Actinopteri, Anguilliformes, Congridae. The transcript is spliced from 11 exons. Bases 15 to 1268 code for a protein of 417 amino acids. Gene Ontology annotation, molecular function: microtubule binding. The record is from RefSeq and is a predicted model, not a curated record.
CGUUGAGACAGGGAAUGUUUUUAGUGCUGCACCGUGAACUGUCAGUUGAAAGGUGUUCUACGAGAGUACAGCCCGGGAGGAUGGCCCAGACGGACAGCCGGGUGCUGGUUCUGAGCGCGCUGGCCGGGGCGGCCGGUGUCAGCCUGGCGCUGGUGUGGUACCGGACCCGGAGGGGCCAGCAGUGGCUGGGCGGCGGGGAGGAGCGGCGGGGCGGGGGAGCGGGCUCGGCGCUGGCCCUGCAGGCCCGGCAGGCGGAGGUGGCCGAGCGGCUCGGGGCGCUGAUCCAGUGCGUGUCGGAGCUGAAGGAUGAGGUGCGGGCGCUGAAGGACGCCCUCCCGCGGCUGCAGGAGCAGGUGCGGGCUGAGCUCCGCGCGCCGCCCAGGACCCCCCGCAGGAAGAGAGUCGCAGGGCCCGCCAGGGUCGAGGGCCACAGCUCCGAGGAGGCGGAGAGCGAGGGAGGGUAUGUGACGGCACACACUGACACGGAGGAGGAGGACGAGGAGGAGCAGGGCGAAGGCGGGGGAGACGCGGUUCAGCCGAGCGACGUCGGCGAGGAGAAGGAUGACCUCACGCUGCUGCUGGACCAGGCAGACUGCCUGAACAAGGGCUCCGAGUGCCAGAAGAGGGAGGGGCUCCAGGUGCUGCUGGGAAAGAAGGAGGAGUUUGGGCUGAAUACGUCCUUUCUCUGGCGCCUGAUGCGGGCCUACGUGGACGCACACGACAUGGCCACCGAUGUCGGUGACAAGAAGAGCCACGCGGAGGCUGGUAAGAUGGUGGGUGCGGAGGCCAUCACGUUGAACCCUAUGUGUGCAGAGAGCCAUCAGUGGUAUGCCAUAUUAUGUGGGCUCAUGUCGGAGUACGAGAGCGUGCAGAAUAAGAUAAAGAAUGGCUAUCUCUUCAAGGAUCAUCUGGACAGAGCCAUCGAGCUGAAGCCCCAGGACCCCCUCUCUUACUACCUCCUGGGCCGCUGGUGCUACGCUGUCGCUCAGCUGUCAUGGCUGGAGAGGAAAGUUGCUACUACCCUGUUUGGAGAACCACCAAGCGCCAGCGUCCAUGACGCUCUGAGGAACUUCCUGAAGGUAGAGGAAAUCCAGCCAAAAUAUUCCAAAUGCAACUACGUGUUUUUAGCCAAGUGUUACAAAGACUUGGGUGAGAGAAGGCAGGCCUUGGAAAUGUGCAACGCGGCAUCGUCCAUGAGCACCGUCUCUAAAGAGGAUGAGGAGGCGCAGAAUGAGCUGAACUCUCUCCUUCCGUCGCUUAGUGCAUGAGGACACGUCUCCCCUCCGCCAGCCUUCCCGGGACCUCUACUGAACACUACACUUUAUCUUUUUUAGAAUAUUAUCCUUUUUUUUUUUUUAACAGUUUAAGAGUGGGCCCUUCAGGAGGCUGUGUGCAGGACUGGACAGUGCAGGGUAGUGAAUGUAGGAUGGACACAGCCGUAUCCUCUAAGAUCUGUUAUGUCUGGGAGAAAUGCCCCUGCGCUUCUCCGGUGUCACAAGCACGGUUGUGCCAGUUCUGCCAGACUGCACUCCGUCAGCUCUUCGGGCUGGGAACUGGAGCCAUCGCCUGUUCCCAUUUACAGCUCCCACAAAAGGCAGGAGGAGAGAAAGAGCCGGGGAGAGAUUGGCCCUGGACCAUCUCACGUCUGCGUUAUCUCCAAAUCCUGGGACAAUGGCAUCCUGUUUCUGGUUCUGCUCCCCAGAGCAUCGUAAAGGAGGUCGUGGGUUCCUGCCGGCUGGAGCGAAACCUUCCGUCUCAUCGGCUGCCACCACUGUCAUUUGAAGUUUUUUUUUAAAGCUUGUUUGUUUUUCGGAAGAGUCCAAUUUGGCUGUUGGACGACCUUCUGAGGGACAUUCUAGGUCUGUUGGGUACUUAAGAUCGGUCGGUGACAGUUUCCAGUUCCCGGUGUCCCCAUAUAAAGCCUGGUCGAUGUGUGUUUUGUGACUGAGGCGAGCACUAAGGGGGAGUUUGUUGCUCAAGUCCUCAGCUUGUUACAGGCAGGAAUUCUGACCUAUCACAAGGAGGGGUUUUUCUCCUCCUCCCACCCUGAUCGGCAGGGAACCGCUGAGGACCCGCCCUUUAACAUCUAUGACAAAAGUCAAACAUCAGCAGCCUAUACCGUAUAGAAAUAAAGACCAGAGGCGCUGAUAUUCGCCCCUACUGGGUUUACUUUUAACAGACGAUUAUGUUUCCUGGAUUUCAGGCAUGAAGCAAAUAGAAGUAGCUGUGUCGUGCAGAUUUUUAUUAAUAUUUUUUAAUAUUUUAAAUUAGGGUUUUAGGGCAAUCAUGUCAGUGAAAUUUGACGUAACUUUACACUUAACAUCUGUCUGUUGAAUUGUGUUACAAGGGGAAUGGGUGGUAUUAAUUUGAUUGCUGUUUUGUUAUUAUUGUUUGCACUAUCCUGUAAAUCACUCUUAUAGAGACCAAUUACUUUACUGUUUCGAAAUACAAUAGGUGAAAUACUUGAAGGUUGGAAAAUGGAAUGUUCAUGAAUGUACACAGUUUUGGUAUUUUUAGUGGUACGCAUACUCAUGUAAAUGAAAUUGUAAAUUACAAAGUAAUUAUAGCUCAAAACUUUAUAUCUUCAAAACCAAACAUUUUCUUUAAAAAGCAUCCAUGCUGCAAUAAAGCCUAUAUUGCACAA